Populus nigra (black poplar) is the source of this 935-nucleotide messenger RNA. Its product is annotated as pyridoxine/pyridoxamine 5'-phosphate oxidase 2-like. The record is from RefSeq and is a predicted model, not a curated record. Lineage: Eukaryota; Viridiplantae; Streptophyta; Magnoliopsida; Malpighiales; Salicaceae. Bases 74 to 667 code for a protein of 197 amino acids. Gene Ontology annotation, molecular function: pyridoxamine phosphate oxidase activity; FMN binding. Gene Ontology annotation, biological process: pyridoxine biosynthetic process. The transcript has 7 exons.
UUUAUAGAUUUCGAGAGAGCAGGGACGGGGAAGCAGAAGAAGUUAAGAGGAGUGGGGGUGAAGGGUGCGUGAAAUGGGAACAGUUACUCAGUGGAAGCAGCUUCUUCUAAGCGCAUUAGAGUCAAACUCUCACCUCAAGCACUCUCCUUACUUUCAAUUUGCAACGGUUGGAUGUAAUGGCAGACCAUCCAAUCGCUCUGUCGUUUUCAGAGGAUUUGAAGAAAAUAGCGAUAGAAUCCAAAUCAACACAGAUUGCCGUACACGCAAGAUUGAAGAACUAAAGCAUUGUCCAUUUGCCGAGAUAUGUUGGUAUUUUUCUGACUCUUGGGAGCAAUUCCGGAUCAAUGGAAGAGUUGAUGUUAUAGAUGGGUCCAAUCCUGAUCCGGAAAAGCUUCAGCAAAGAGAGAAAUCAUGGUUUGCUAGUUCUUUGAAAUCAAGGCUGCAGUACUUGGGACCUAAUCCUGGUCUUCCUUGUCUAAGUGAGCAAUCUCUGAACGAAUUCUUUCUUGACCCCUCUUCAGGCCCAGUUGCCACAUUUUGUCUGCUGGUUUUAGAUCCAGAUCAGGUUGACUACUUGAAUUUGAAGAGUAACCAGAGAACAGUGUCCACCUUGUCACGAUGUGCCAACGGAGAAAUGUGUUGGAAUUCAGAGAUGAUCAAUCCGUAAAUCUACAUAGAGAAAGAGUUGCUAAUUUGCAGCCAUUAAUUGUUCAUGUAGCAGAGAAUAAAGAAGAACUCGCUGAAGUUUGCUUGAAUGAGUUUUAUAUAGUUAUCUGUUUUGCCGUCAAUAAAAGGACCAAGAUGUAUUAGCUAGAAAAAUCUUCAAUGUCAUCUUAAUGUGAAAAAACCCUGAUCAGGCCCUUGGAUUUAAAACUGUUAUUAGAACAUAACCUUUAUAUCUAUAUAAGAGUUUUAGUUACCACUUGGAUGUGAAA